This is a messenger RNA of Acanthosepion pharaonis, 1353 nucleotides long. The record is from the annotation of a GenBank genome assembly. Lineage: Eukaryota; Metazoa; Mollusca; Cephalopoda; Sepiida; Sepiidae.
AUGCCUGACUUACCGAGGGCAGCACUACCUCCUCAGGGCACUUGGUGUUUCUUUUUCUUUUUGUUCUCUUUUUCUUUUUGUUCUCUUUUUCUUCAUUAUUCUUCUUCUUCUCUUCAUUUUUGUUCUCUUUUUUCUUCUUCUCCUUCUCUUUUUUUCUUCUUUCUCCUUCUCUUCUUUCUCCUUCUCUUCUUUUCUUCUUUCUCCUUCUCUUCUUUCUCCUUCUCUUCUUUCUCCUUCUCUUCUUUCUCCUUCCCUUUUUGCUUCUUUCUCCUUCCCUUUCUUCUCCUUUUUGCUUCUUUCUCCUUCCCUUUCUUCUCCUUCUCUUUUUGCUUCUUUCUCCUUCCCUUUCUUCUCCUUCUCUUUUUGCUUCUUUCUUCUUCCCUUUCUUCUCCUCUUUUUGCUUCUUUCUCCUUCUCUUUUUGCUUCUUUCUCCUUCCCUUUCUUCUCCUUCUCUUUUUGCUUCUUUCUCCUUCCCUUUCUUCUCCUUCUCUUUUUGCUUCUUUCUCUUUCCCUUUCUUCUCCUUCUCUUUUUGCUUCUUUCUCCUUCCCUUUCUUCUCCUUCCCUUUCUUCUCCUUCUCUUUCUUCUCCUUCUCUUUUUGCUUCUUUCUCCUUCCCUUUCUUCUCCUUCUCUUUUUGCUUCUUUCUCCUUCCCUUUCUUCUCCUUCUCUUUUUGCUUCUUUCUCCUUCCCUUUCUUCUCUUUUUUCUUCUUUCUCCUUCCCUUUCUUCUCUUUUUCUUUUUCUCCUUCCCUUUCUUCUUUUUGCUUCUUUUCUCCUUCCUUUCUUCUCUUUUUUGCUUCUUUCUCCUUCCCUUUCUUCUCUUUUUGCUUCUUUCUCCUUCCCUUUCUUCUCUUUUUGCUUCUUUCUCCUUCCCUUUCUUCUCUUUUUGCUUCUUUCUCCUUCCCUUUCUUCUCUUUUUGCUUCUUUCUCCUUCCCUUUCUUCUCUUUUUGCUUCUUUUCUCCUUCCCUUUCUUCUCUUUUUUUGCUUCUUUCUCCUUCCCUUUCUUCUCUUUUUUGCUUCUUUCUCCUUCCCUUUUUCUUCUCUUUUUGCUUCUUUCUCCUUCCCUUUCUUCUCUUUUGCUUCUUUCUCCUUCCCUUUCUUCUCUUUUUGCUUCUUUCUCCUUCCCUUUCUUCUCUUUUUGCUUCUUUCUCCUUCCCUUUCUUCUCCUUCCCUUUCUUCUCCUUCCCUUUCUUCCUUUUUUCUUCUCCUUCCCUUUCUUCUCCUUCCCUUUCUUCUCCUUCCCUUUUUCUUUAUUUCCCUUCCCUUUUCCUCUUUUCUUUCUCCUCUUUUCUUUCUCCUCUUUUCUUUCUCCUCUUUUCUUUCUCCUCUUUUCUUUCUCCUCUUUUCUUUUGA